AUGUUUGAUGUCGACUGGAUGAGCCUUGUGCUCCCUUUCGCCUACCUGACCGUUCUCGGUGGCGUUUUCAUGACGUUUUCCACCAUCUACAGAAAGCGCAAAGCCACCCAAAGCGCCAACCUGGCCCCAUGGUUCGGCCCUCACCUCCAGCGCAACAUCUACCUGUCCCUCCUGCACCUCGAAUCGCCCGAAGAGGGCCAGGAAAAGGCCCCCAAGAUCCCCCACACCGUUAUUAAGGCUGCACUCCUCCGCCGCGCCGUCGAGGACAUCCACCGUCUGGUCCAAAUCCGCUCCGCCAAGCAGGCCUGCAGCACGUUGCUGCAACGGGGAAGCGUCGGCGAUGAUCUGUGGCAGCGCUUCCAGCGCGCAGAGAAGGAAAUGGAGGAUGAGCUGCGCGACGUUGUUAUGGAGGCCAACGCCCUCGCUCCCAACUGGGGCCAGUCAAUCUUCCAGUCCGCCAACGAGAUCGCCGCCAACACUAUCGCACGCAGUCGCCUUGAGGAGGUUUCCAACACCGUCGAGCAGGAGAAGGCGUGGUGGGAGAAGCGCAGGGCGACGAUCCAGACAGAUUUCAUGAAGGAGCUCGAUGAGUCUGAGAAGAGCUCGACCGCUCCGCCUAGUGUCGACGGCGACGCUGUUCUCGUUGAUUCCGGCGCAGCCAACACCCCCUCCAAGAAGAAGAAGGGCAAGAAAUAG
This is a messenger RNA of Colletotrichum higginsianum IMI 349063, 696 nucleotides long. RefSeq names its product Preprotein translocase subunit Sec66. Gene Ontology annotation, cellular component: Sec62/Sec63 complex. The record is from RefSeq and is a predicted model, not a curated record. Gene Ontology annotation, biological process: post-translational protein targeting to membrane, translocation. Bases 1 to 696 code for a protein of 231 amino acids. NCBI's taxonomy places the organism in Eukaryota, Fungi, Ascomycota, Sordariomycetes, Glomerellales, Glomerellaceae. The transcript is spliced from 3 exons.